AUGCCCACUUCCGUCCUAUUACUUAAACCACAGGACUUGGAGUACUUGGAUUUGAUUUGGUCCAUGAACUUUGAAUGGGAGAAUAAUUGGUCCACAUGGAAGACGGGCCAAUUUUCCGAACUACAGACCGCUGAAAUGGAAAAUUUGGCCAACACCGUAUUUCGAAAAUUUGCCAAAUUGGCUCGGGAUCUAAAGGUAAAGUAUAUCUCUAUAUUAUUAUGA
Messenger RNA from Echinostoma caproni, 222 nucleotides. The record is from the annotation of a GenBank genome assembly. Lineage: Eukaryota; Metazoa; Platyhelminthes; Trematoda; Plagiorchiida; Echinostomatidae.